AUGGAUUAUAUUACAUUUAAAUUAAACGGCAAGGAACAUAAAGUUGACGGUAAAUACAGCCCGGAUAUGUCACUCAACGAGUAUAUAAGAACGGUCGCUGAUCUCAGAGGCACCAAAGUGAUGUGUCAAGAAGGAGGCUGUGGUAUUUGCAUCGUCAGCGUAAAAGCAGCUGCCCCGCCCACUUAUGAACAACGAAUAUUUUCAGUUAAUUCGUGUUUAGUGUCGAUAUUUUCUUGUCAUGGAUGGGAAGUAACUACUAUAGAAGGCAUUGGAAGUAGAAACAAAGGAUACCAUGAGAUACAGCAACGAUUAGCUAAUUUCAAUGGAAGUCAAUGUGGAUUCUGUUCUCCAGGAUGGGUGAUGAGUAUGUACAGUAUUUAUGAGUCGAAGUCCAAAAACAUGUCAAAAACUGAGAUAGAGAACUCAUUCGCAAGCAAUAUUUGCCGUUGUACUGGGUAUAGAGCUAUUGCCGAUGCGUUUAAAUCUUUUGCCAAUGACGUACAAGAAGGAAAACAAAAUGAUAUAAUUGAUUUAGAAGAUUUGGGUAAGGUCACAUGUAGAACUAGGUGUCCCAAGAAAACUGAAUCUGUAAACAAAGAUGAGCCUAGUUGGUAUAAUGAUUGGUGUUUUCUUGAAAACAUGCAAAAUGAGAAAGUUGAAAUUGACUGCAAUGGAUAUAAAUGGUAUCGAGCGCAAAGCUUGGAAUAUGUAUUCAAAGCUAUGAAUAAUGGAGAGUUCAGACUAAUAGCUGGAAAUACAGGACAAGGUGUCUACCAUGUCAUUGAAUAUCCACCGAAUCUAAUAGACAUCUCAAAUGUAAUUGAGCUUAAAGGAUAUGAACAUGAAGUUAAUUUGGUUCUGGGUGCAGGAAUGACAUUGCUGGAAAUGUCUGAUCUUUUCUACAAAGUGUCGAAAAACAAUGAAGACUUUUCUUACUUGCAACAAUUUUGGGAACAUAUUGAUUUAGUUGCGCACAUACCGGUGAAAAAUAUUGGAACAAUUGGCGGAAACUUAUUCAUAAAAUAUGCUCAUCCGGAAUUUCAAUCUGAUCUUUUUUUACUUUUUGAAUCAGUUAAUGCUAUGGUUACAAUUGGUGAAGGAGUUGGAAAAAAUAAAAUAAUGUCCUUACUAGAUUUUAUGAAAUGUGACAUGAACGGUAAAAUCAUAGUUAAUAUUAUCUUGCCCCCACUUUCAAAUUGCUGUUCUGUGAAGACGUAUAAGAUUAUGCCACGGGCUCAAAAUGCCCAUGCAAUUGUAAACUGCAGCUUUUUAUUCAAAUUCCACCAUAAUUCACAUGCAAUUGAGAAAAUAACAAUUGUGUACGGAGGAAUUUCUUCAGAUUUUACCCACGCAUUUAAAACUGAAAAAUUACUGACAGGAAAAGAUCCAUUCACAGACGAAAUAUUACAAAUGGCUUUAACAUCACUAUCAGAAGAAAUAAUUCCAGAAAAUUCGGAAACAGAACCAUCUGCCGAAUUUCGUAAGAAGUUGGCCUUGAAUCUAUUUUAUAAGGCAAUAUUGAGUCUAUGCCCAGAUGAGAAAAUAAAUCCAUACUUCCGGUCUGGUGGCAAAGUAUUUAAGAGGGGAACAUCAAAAGGAAGUCAACACUAUGACACCGAUAAAUCAGUUUGGCCAUUAAAUCAACCCGUACCAAAACUUGAAGCAAUAGCUCAAUGUAGUGGUGAAGCGAUGUAUGCAAAUGCUUUACCCAAGCAAAUCAAUGAAGUCUUUGCAUCUUUUGUCACCGCUAACGCUGUGCCAGGUAGCAUAAUAAGUGGAUUCGAUGCAAGUGAAGCAUUGAAGCUACCUGGGGUACUUGCCUUUUAUUCAUCUAAAGACAUACCGGGAUCUAAUACAUUUACUCCAAAAGGAAUUCCUUUAUUGGUUGACGAGGAAGAAAUAUUUUGUUCAGGAAAAGUUUUAUUUUAUGGACAACCAGCUGGGCUUAUUGUUGCUGAAAGAGAAAAGAUGGCUCAUAAAGCUGCAAAGCUUGUUAAAAUUCAAUAUUCAUCAGUAAACAAAACUAAGCCGAUACUCACCAUAGAUGACGCUUUGAAGUCAUCGGAUAAAAAUAGAAUUAUAAGUAGCACUAUGAUAGAACCAACUGAAAUAGGAAAUGAUGUUAAAUACGUAGUAAGUGGUGAGUUUAGGAUAUGGGAUCAAUAUCACUUCUAUAUGGAACCACAAACUUGCAUCGCUAUUCCUACUGAAGAUGGUAUGGAGGUUUACGCUUCAACCCAAUGGCUUGACCUAACAAAUGUUGCCGUUGCACAUUGCUUAAAUAUUCCGGUUAAUAGUGUCAACGUUAUAGUUUUGAAACUAGGUGGUUCUUAUGGAGGCAAAAUUACACGUGCAUCACAAAUUGCUUGUGCGGCGGCUUUAGUAACGCAUUUACAAAGGAAACCAUGUAGGCUAGUCCUCCCACUACAAACCAAUAUGCAAUCCAUUGGAAAACGAUUACCUACACAAAACGCAUACGAAGUCGGUGUUGAUAAUAAAGGUGUUAUUCAAUACUUGAAAAACGAAUAUUAUCAAGAUAAUGGACAUUCUACGAAUGAAGCUAUAGCACCUCUUACUGUCGACCAUUUCUUUAAUUGCUAUGAUACGACAAGAUGGAAAAUUAAAGCAUAUACUGUUUUGACUGAUAAACCUUCAAACACUUGGUGUCGUUCACCAGGAUCUACGGAAGGAGUCGCUAUGAUAGAGGUAAUUAUGGAAAAAAUUGCAUUCGAAACAAAAAGAGACGCUUUAGAUGUUCGCAUUGCAAAUAUGACCAAGGAGGACAACCCAAUACCGGAAAUGAUAAAACAGGUACAAAAAGAUUGUGAUUAUGAGAUGCGCGUGAAAUUCAUCCAAAAAUAUAAUGAUCAAAAUCGUUGGAGAAAACGGGUACUUAAAAUAAUUCCUAUGAAAUAUCCUUUAUGGUACUUCGGCAAUUAUAACUCUAUUGUUUCCAUUUAUCACGACGAUGGAAGUGUAGUGAUAACACAUGGUGGAAUCGAAAUGGGACAAGGCCUGAACACUAAAGUAGCUCAAGUUUGUGCUCACACUCUAGGAAUACCAUUGGAAAAAGUGAGUGUCAAAUCAUCUAGGAGCUUUACAUCUCCAAAUACAAUGGCUACUGGAGCAAGUAUUGGUAGUGAAUGCGUUUCAUACGCAACUAAAAAGGCCUGUGACAUAUUAUUAGAAAGACUUGCUCCUUUUAGAGGAAAUGGUGAUUUUACGUGGGAGGAGUUAGUUAAAGAAGCGUUUAAAGCAGAUGUUUACCUACAAGCAUCGUAUAUGUAUGCAGCAAGUAAGGAAGAGUUUAAGCCCUAUGCAGUAUAUGCUGUUUGUGUAUUUGAAUUAGAACUUGACAUAUUAACAGGCACUCACAAUAUUGUACGAGUCGACCUCAUAGAAGAUACAGGUAGAAGUCUAAGUCCUCUUAUUGACGUAACGCAGAUAGAAGGAGCUUUCAUCAUGGGUAUUGGUUAUUGGACAUCAGAAAAUUUAAUAUACGAUAGUACUACGGGUCGGUUAUUAACAGAUCGAACUUGGACAUACAAACCACCUGGGAUUAAAGACAUUCCCGAAGAUAUGCGGAUUUAUUUUCGUAAGAAUGCUCCAAAUGAGUUUGGAGUUCUUCAGUCUAAAGCGACUGGAGAACCAGCACUCUGUUUAUCAACAGUUAUAAUCCACGCACUUCGGGAUGCAGUACAUCUUGCUCGCCUAGAUGCCGGAUAUCCUGAUGAAUGGACUCAUAUUGAUAACCCGUGUACAGUGGAAAACAUAUUUACAGCUGUAGGACACAAAAUCGAACAUUUCAAACUCAAAUAA
Molecule: messenger RNA, 3819 nt
Organism: Leptidea sinapis
Lineage: Eukaryota; Metazoa; Arthropoda; Insecta; Lepidoptera; Pieridae
Product: xanthine dehydrogenase/oxidase-like
Exons: 16
Coding region: 1-3819 (1272 amino acids)
Molecular function (GO): oxidoreductase activity; FAD binding; iron ion binding
Source: RefSeq, a predicted model, not a curated record